This is a messenger RNA of Alternaria ethzedia, 522 nucleotides long. RefSeq lists its product as uncharacterized. NCBI's taxonomy places the organism in Eukaryota, Fungi, Ascomycota, Dothideomycetes, Pleosporales, Pleosporaceae. The record is from RefSeq and is a predicted model, not a curated record. The coding region runs from base 1 to 522 and encodes 173 amino acids. The transcript is spliced from 5 exons.
AUGGCCGAUCCAAAUCUCUACACGUAUCCGUCUCCUCUGAAGGGCUACGAAGGUAUGGAGCCAUUGCCGGAUGAGAAGGCCGAAGAUGGCAAAUCCUAUGCAAACCCACCAGCCGAGAAGAAAAGCGAAGCAUACAAGUCCUUUGUAGCUCCUAUAACCAACGGAAUUCGAGGAGGCUUCGACGUCCACAUUUACUUCCUCCAGUCUGAUAAUGAGGAGGUCAAGUUCGCCAACGAGCUGUGGGAACGGAUACGCCGCGAAUUCCCCGAAUUGCGCAUUUACCGAGUAUGGGACCGGCCUAUUGGACCCCAUCCUCUCGCCAUGUUCGAGGUCAACAUUUUCACGCCCGAGCAGUUCGGUGCUUUCGUUCCCUGGCUCGUGAUCAACAGGGGGCCAUUGUCUGCACUGAUUCACCCAAACACCGACGAUGAGUUGAGAGACCACACUCAAAGAGCGACCUGGAUGGGGCAACCACUGCCUGUGAGCACAAAGAUGUUCAAGAAGACGGCGGAGACAUUGUGA